AUUCACCUGUCGCUGGCCGGCAGUCUCCUGUGCGCUCUCCUUCUAAGCGUCGUCGCCAAGCCGUCGCCGAAUAAGCGCGCCGACGACGAGAAGGUCGCCGCCGACGUCCUACACGCGUCGCUCGCAAACAUCUCGAUCCCGUUUCUCCCCGUGCGAAAAUCGUCGGAUUCGAACCUGUCGGAUCCGGACUCGCUUUUCGACAGCUACGAGGAGAACAAGAGCGUCAAGGACUGGUGUAAGACUGAGCUGCUGUGCCAGAGGGUGCGCCACAAGGCCUGCAUCACAAAGGAAGUCGUCAACAAGUUCUGCUACGGCCAGUGCAACUUCUUCAUACCGCGUCGCGGUUUGUUCGCUAACGACUCGCAGGCGUUCAAGUCCUGUUCGUUCUGCAAGCCGAAGGACUACAAGUGGCGCAACGUGACGCUUCAGUGUCCAGGCCAGACCCCGCAGAGUGUCACAAAGCGCGUGCGAAUCAUCAAGAAAUGCCGAUGCCAAAUCGUGUCGAAGAUUUUCAACUCGUUGUGA
Molecule: messenger RNA, 525 nt
Organism: Priapulus caudatus
Lineage: Eukaryota; Metazoa; Priapulida; Priapulimorpha; Priapulimorphida; Priapulidae
Product: gremlin-1-like
Biological process (GO): animal organ morphogenesis
Molecular function (GO): BMP binding; receptor ligand activity
Source: RefSeq, a predicted model, not a curated record